Pollicipes pollicipes is the source of this 609-nucleotide messenger RNA. RefSeq names its product rRNA methyltransferase 1, mitochondrial. Bases 1 to 609 code for a protein of 202 amino acids. Gene Ontology annotation, biological process: rRNA methylation. Gene Ontology annotation, molecular function: rRNA (guanine) methyltransferase activity. The transcript has 4 exons. The record is from RefSeq and is a predicted model, not a curated record. NCBI's taxonomy places the organism in Eukaryota, Metazoa, Arthropoda, Thecostraca, Pollicipedomorpha, Pollicipedidae. Gene Ontology annotation, cellular component: mitochondrion.
AUGCAAGAUGAUAGCAGCCACAAAGCUACCAGCAAGGCUGGCAAACCUCGUGGCAGCCAUGUGAGGCCAAGUGACAAACCACGUGGAAAGAAGCUGCGUAAGAAGGACAAGCUGGGCUUCAUAGAGUCAGAGUUGGUGGAUGGGGAUGAGGACCAGGUCCAGGUGCUGUACGGUCUGCACCCAGUGCAGCUUGCGCUGGCAGCCGGUCGGCGCACGGUCCACCGCGUGUACCACCGCCAGGAGGCAACGAGCGGCCGGCUGUCACGCCUGUUGGCAGAGUGUGCGGCGCGCGGCGUCGGCACCGUGCCGCUGCCGGUCACCCAGCUGGACACGAUCGCGCGCGGCACGGGUGUGCACCAGGGCGUGUGCGCGCGGGUCGGGCCUCUGCGGCCGCGGCCAGUCUCCGAGUUGCUGACUGAGCUCGGCUACCCGCCGGUGGCGACGGACCCUGACAAGCUGGAGGCGUCGGGAGAGCGAACCGCCCACCGACGGCGGCUGUGGCUGCUGCUGGACCGAGUGCAGGAUCCGAUGAACUUCGGCUCCAUCCUCAGAUCCAGCUACUUCCUGGGCGUCGAUGCGAUCCUCAUCCCCGAUAAGAACAGGUUCUGA